AAAUGUAUGUUAUUAGUUCUUCACAUAAAUUUACACAUUUAUUACAGGGUUAAAUUUCACUAUUUCUAUGUUCCAGGCGAAGACGUCGUUCAAAGCAAUAGCUACCAAUAUGAUCAAAUUGUCUCGCUACGAACGAGCACUGGCUGUUCUGUGGAAGUCCAGCAAAGUAUUUCAGGUGGCGCUCAAGUCUUUCGUUAGGAAACAAACUUACAAAGAAGUGCAAAACUUCACCAGGCAACCGAGUAUCCUGAAGAAAACUCUCGAAAUAGAGAGCAUUUCGACGUUUUCUUGGAGCAACGUUGUAAAGGAAAUCAAGACAAACAUGCCUGUCGCACACAGUGUGUUUUCGGGACUACUUGAAAAGAAAACCAUUACAGCUGGUGCUGUCCAGAACAUGCCUAUUGCAGACCAAAAGCUUGGAGCUUCUGUUGCAGUCGCCCUGGCCAACAGGAAUCCCAAAGCGUACAAACUGCUGCAGUCAUGGGUAGCAGUGCAACUUUGGAGAAGCGGCUGCAAACAGAAGGUUUUUUCCAACUUGCGGUCAAUCGGCAUUUGCCAAACUCCGAUGAACGCAAGGAGAUGUGUCGAUCGCAUUGCGAAGCAGUUCGAUGCAGAACUCAAACAGUGGAAGAAAACCAUUGAGGAUGAGACACGCUGCACUGUUCUGGCUUCUGACUGCGAUGACAUUUUAGAAGACCUUGGUGUUAGGCCUCUUCACUUUGAGAGUGAAGAAUGUCAAGCGUCUGCAUCUGUGGAAGCAAAAGAGUUAGGCAAGUCCAUUCCAGGAUUUGUUUUCAUUACACAAUGUGUAGUGCACACCAUGAACUUGAAGAAAAAGGUCAUGGACAACUUCAACCAUGUUGAGGAUUUCCUCAAGUUCACAACAGCUGGAAUGGUAUGCUAUCUGGCGAUGAUGUUGUGCGGAACAUCGAAGCUCACAGACAAACUGACGCUCGAUGUGUCUCAUCUCGCCAGAAGCAUCGUUUCGACAGUUUGGUUGCAGCUGCCAAAAGAAGACCUGGCAGAUGUCGUCGAGGGUGACAACGACAUCUGUUGUGAAACUGCCAAAAAUGCUGCAUCAGCAGAUGAGUACUGCACAUGCAUGGAAGAGCGAGACACUGCUAUGAUAGCAUGUGACAACAUGCUGUGCAAGAGUGGCAGUUGGUUUCACCUCGAUUGCGUGGGAAUAACUGAAUCCACAAUUCCGGAAGGAGAGUGGUUCUGCUCAGACGAAUGCCGCGCAUCGAAGAGUGAGAGCACAUGCCUGAAUGAAGGCGAACUCGACCAUGUUCUCGAGUAUAGCAAGUCUGUUUUAUGGCGAGGGCUCCUUGACCGAGCUCAAAGAGACGUAGUUCGAGAAGGUGACGGCGCUGCCCAGAUCAGCAUGUGGCGCAUCUCCAUGCCCGAGUUCUGGCUGAGGCGCCAUCACAAGUACCUCAUUCUUGGUCACCGCCUUCUAGCAGGUAGNCUUUACUCUGGUAGUUUGUACAUGAAGUAG
Messenger RNA from Priapulus caudatus, 1498 nucleotides. RefSeq lists its product as uncharacterized. Lineage: Eukaryota; Metazoa; Priapulida; Priapulimorpha; Priapulimorphida; Priapulidae. The record is from RefSeq and is a predicted model, not a curated record. Bases 68 to 1498 code for a protein of 476 amino acids. The transcript is spliced from 6 exons.